This is a messenger RNA of Danaus plexippus (monarch butterfly), 575 nucleotides long. Its product is annotated as lipopolysaccharide-induced tumor necrosis factor-alpha factor homolog. The record is from RefSeq and is a predicted model, not a curated record. The transcript is spliced from 5 exons. Gene Ontology annotation, molecular function: zinc ion binding. Lineage: Eukaryota; Metazoa; Arthropoda; Insecta; Lepidoptera; Nymphalidae. Bases 103 to 408 code for a protein of 101 amino acids.
ACAUAAAACUUAGAAGUCUCAUUUGAGUGUUGGUGGCGACUUUGAAACGCGAGUUAGCUAUUUUCUGUGCAGUGCGAUAAAAAAAUUAAAUAGAGUGCAGACAUGGACGAUAAGGCUAUUUUAAAAGAACCAACGUCUAGUAAUGUUGAUGAAUUUCCAAUCGUAGAACAGCCUAGCGGUAAUAUUCCUUUAGUACUGGGUCCGGUGACGUCGAUCACGAGGUGCUCGUUCUGUAAGUCAGUGGUGAUGACGACGAUCAAGCACCGUGUGACAAGUCGCACUCAUAUGACAGCCGCGCUGUGUUGUUUAGUAUGUUGCUGUUGUACUCCAUACUGCUGCAGUUCUGCCAAGAACACAGAUCAUUACUGUCCGAGCUGCCAGGCAUAUCUAGGAACUUAUGAAAAAUAAGAUUAACUUAUACUAAGGAUGCUGUGCUACAAAACAAGUUUCUUCUUUCUUUGUCAGUUUUUCUUAAACACCAGUAUGAUAAUAUAGAAUAUUGUUUCUGUUCUGUUGCUGCUUGUUGAUUGGGUAAGCAUAUAGAUAAUUAAAAGUAAACACAAUUUUUAUGUCAA